Salvia splendens (bonfire salvia) is the source of this 2814-nucleotide messenger RNA. Its product is annotated as flavonoid 3',5'-hydroxylase 1. The transcript has 2 exons. Gene Ontology annotation, molecular function: monooxygenase activity; oxidoreductase activity, acting on paired donors, with incorporation or reduction of molecular oxygen; heme binding. Bases 989 to 2632 code for a protein of 547 amino acids. Lineage: Eukaryota; Viridiplantae; Streptophyta; Magnoliopsida; Lamiales; Lamiaceae. The record is from RefSeq and is a predicted model, not a curated record.
UUCUCUUAAAUGGAGUUAGAAAAGAGUUUUAAUGCAUAGUUAGUUAUGUGAACGGAAUAAAUUUGUAUGCUCACGCAAAAAUAACUAUGGUUUCUGUAUUGUAUGGCCCUGCAACCUUUGCCCAAUUGGACAUUAACAAAAAGUUUCGGCUACGUAAUAAUUUGGCAGGUCUGUAUCAUUUUAUUUAUUAGGUUCUAAUAUUUCUCUUAAAUGGAGAAAUAAAUUUGGAAAGAUUGAAAUUAAUAUGGAUAUAGUUAAUACUAGUAUGAUAAUUUGUUUGUUAUUUCACUCGAGGAAAAAAAACGGAUGUGGUCUUGCAGCCCGUCUUACAAGAAUAUACAUUUUUUUUUCUUUUUAAUGAGAUAAGACCAAAUCUCCACGAAUAUGCACUUUCUAAAUUUGUAAAUUAUUUUUUCUCUUUAAUGAGAUAAGACCCAAUUUCCACGGAACACUUUAAUCAUACUAUUUUUUCUACUUUAUUUUUAUUUUACUAAUUGUACAUUAGAGCCCGUGUUAAUUAAAAGUGCAUAUUUUUGUGAGAUGGAGAGAGCGUAAUACGCGUAAUUUAAUCUUCGCAAUCAAUAAGUAGUCGAAAUUUAUUUAUUGUCCGCAUUGAAACACACCACACCUUAGAUAUAAAUGAUCAUUUUAUAAUUCCCCUUUAGUCACAUCAAACUGGCCGACUCAAUUAGAGCCAGUGUUAAUUAAAAGUGCAUAUUUUUGUAAGAUGAAGAGAGCUUAGUACGUAUAAUUUAAUCUUCGCAAUCAAUAAGUAGCCGAAAUUUAUUUAUGGUCCGCAUUGAAACAUAGCACAUGUUAGAUAUAAAUGAUCAUUUUAUAAUUCCCCUUUAGUCAAUCAAAGUGGCCGACUCAAUUUGGAAUUAUUUAAAUCUAGUGAGCGCUACAUAAAUUUCUGGUCCGCAUUAAAAACACAGCACACCGUAGAUAUAAAUGAUCAUUUUAUAAUUCCCCUUUAAUCACAUCAAACAUGAAAGUGGCCGACUCAAUUUGGAAUCAUUUAAAUCUAGUUAGCACUACACUCAAAUGUCAAAUAUAUUUUUCAAAUAGUAAGCAUGGAAGCCCAACAAAUAUGUUGUUGAUUGCUAGCGCACUUGUUGUAGCAACCUCACUCUACAUUUUGUUCCGUAAGUUUAUCUCAAAAUUGAGCCCCACUAGCCACCCUCUGCCCCCGGGACCGAGGGGGUUUCCAGUGGUGGGCGCCCUCCCCUUGCUGGGCGACAUGCCACAUGUCGCCCUAGCAAAAAUGGCCAAAACUUACGGCCCGAUCAUGUACCUGAAAAUGGGCACGGCCAGCAUGGUCGUGGCGUCCACGCCAGACUCAGCGCAGGCGUUCCUAAAAAUCCACGACGCUAACUUCUUGAACCGGCCGGUCAACGCGGGUGCCACCAUCAUGGCGUACAACGCCCAGGACAUGGUGUUUGCCCCGUACGGCCCCAGGUGGAGACUGGUCAGGAAGCUGAGCAGUCUCCACAUGCUGGGGAGCAAAGCCCUGGAGGAGUGGGCCGACGUCAGGGCCUCGGAGGUGGGGCACAUGCUGGCGGCAAUGCAGGAGGCCAGCCGUGCGGGCGAGGCCGUGGGGAUGCCGGAGAUGCUGGUGUACGCGACCGCGAACAUGAUCGGGCAGGUGAUAUCGAGCCGGAGGGUUUUCGUGACGAAAGGGAAGGAGAUGAAUGAGUUCAAGGAAAUGGUGGUGGAGCUCAUGACCACAGCUGGCUAUUUCAACAUUGGUGAUUUCAUUCCAUGGCUUGCUUGGAUGGAUUUGCAGGGGAUUGAGAGAGGGAUGAAGAAGCUGCACAAGAAGUGGGACCACUUGCUCAGUAAGAUGUUGGAUGAUCGAUUGAAAUCAACCUACAAAAGCAACGACAAGCCUGAUCUUCUUGAUUCCCUCUUGGCAAAUCAUGAUGAUGAGACUAAGGCUGAUGGUGAGGAUUGCAAGCUCACCACCACCAAUAUCAAAGCCCUUAUACUGAAUCUAUUCGUUGCAGGGACAGACACAUCGUCUAGUACAAUAGAAUGGGCAUUAGCAGAGAUGAUCAAGAAUCCGAGCAUCCAAAAAAGGGCUCACCAAGAGAUGGACAGAGUCAUCGGGAGAGAGCGGCGUUUGCUCGAAUCCGACAUCUCGAAUCUGCCAUACCUCAAGGCCAUAUGCAAAGAGGCAUACCGAAAACACCCUUCUACGCCGCUAAACCUGCCUCGGAUCUCCACGGAUGCAUGCGUCGUUGAUGGCUACCACAUCCCCAAGAACACGACGUUGAGCGUCAACAUCUGGGCCAUAGGCCGAGAUCCCGACGUUUGGGAGAAUCCCCUUGACUUCAACCCUGACAGGUUUCUGUCAGGGGGGUUGCAGGGGAUUGAGCCGGGAGGGAAUCACUUUGAGCUGAUUCCCUUUGGGGCGGGGCGCAGGAUCUGCGCCGGGAGUAGAAUGGGGAUUGUAAUAGUGGAGUAUUUGCUGGCGACGCUCAUGCACUCUUUCGAAUGGGAUUUGCCGGCCGGGUCAGCAGAGAUGGACAUGGAGGAGGUGUUCGGGCUUGCCUUGCAGAAAGCUGUACCACUUACUGCUAGGCUCACUCCUAGGUUGCCUUCACAUUGCUAUGCGCCUCCUCCUAUUUAAUAUUUACAUUUAGCCUUUGCAUAUGUUGUAUCCAACCUAUCUCAUUACUUGUGCAUGAAAUUGAAAAAAAAUUAAAAAAAAUAGGAUAGUGAGUUUGGUAUGCUGCUUAACUUUGUGAUUAUGGCACAGAUUAAUCAUUUUUUUUAUGCUGGCAAAUGAAUGUAGUCCCAAAUGUUUCUAUU